Erythranthe guttata (spotted monkey flower) is the source of this 1102-nucleotide messenger RNA. RefSeq names its product ATPase, F1 complex, OSCP/delta subunit protein. Gene Ontology annotation, molecular function: proton-transporting ATP synthase activity, rotational mechanism. Gene Ontology annotation, biological process: proton motive force-driven ATP synthesis. The record is from RefSeq and is a predicted model, not a curated record. Lineage: Eukaryota; Viridiplantae; Streptophyta; Magnoliopsida; Lamiales; Phrymaceae.
CAAAAUUUUAUUUAUUUAACAUAAUAAAUUGUCAUCAGCCAUGCGUAGUAGUACACGUGGCUUCUAGUCAAUGGACCUUUCAGUUGUUGUGGUCAAUUUCUAUCCUAAAUCUCAUCACAUCACAACCUCCCAAAUUAAUAAUAAUAAAAAAAAAAAAAAAGGAAAUCCAAAUCUUUUGACCCUUUCAUUCAUUUAUCGGAUCCUACCCUAUCCAUAGAUAACCAAAAUGGAUACUUUAUCAGGCUCCGUAUCCAGCUUGAAGAUCCCCACCGCCGCCGCCACCACCCUCCGCCACAAAUCUCAUCAACUCCACCACCAUUUCAACCACCAACAUCCAGCCGGCCACUUAAUAAUUUCUUCCAAACAACCAAACAAUUAUAAAACCAGUACUCCUGCUUUUACUCACAAUCACAACAACAACUUGUCUACUAGUAAUAAUCAGCUGCCAUUUCUGAAUAAUGCUUCGUCUUCACCAGUAGUAAAACAAUCUGCUGGUUCAAAAGCAGAAGAAUUCCACCAUAAAAAAGCCUCCACAGGGUACGCAGUAGCACUGUUAGACGCAGCACGUGCCCAAAACGUGCUUGAAUUGGCAAAAAAGGACGUGAAAAAGCUGUCGAAAUGGCUCUCCAACGAACAACUCAGCGGUAUAAUCGAAAACCCUAAUAUGGAAAAGAAAGAAAAGGGAGAAAUAUUGAAAGAGAUAAUGAAAAAGGGAAAGUUUAAUAACAAGCAUUUGGGGAAGUUGGUGAAGUUGUUGGUGGAGAAAAAUAAGGUGGAAAUGAUUACGGAUGUGCUGUUGGAGUUUCAGAGGAUGUACGAUGAACUGAGCAGUAAUGAUCAUCAAGUGGUUUUGAUUCCAGCUGGGAUGAAAUUAAUGGAGGAGAAUCAAAUAUUGGGAAUUGCGAAGAUUACUGGGGCUGACAAGGUUAUGGUGAUUACAUGUUGAAUAUCUCUGCAGAUCAACAACGUUACGUUACGUUUUUUAUUACGAAUUGAUGUCCGAAUACUAUUUAGUAAUAUUAAUGAUGAUGUUUCCUGUUUUAUCCAUGUAUUAAUAAUUAAUGAAUCAUCUGUACACAUUUUUCAGAUAUAUGUCUAAUGA